This is a messenger RNA of Chelmon rostratus (copperband butterflyfish), 4326 nucleotides long. RefSeq names its product NADPH oxidase 4. Gene Ontology annotation, molecular function: superoxide-generating NAD(P)H oxidase activity. Gene Ontology annotation, biological process: defense response; superoxide anion generation. Gene Ontology annotation, cellular component: plasma membrane; NADPH oxidase complex. The record is from RefSeq and is a predicted model, not a curated record. The transcript is spliced from 18 exons. Lineage: Eukaryota; Metazoa; Chordata; Actinopteri; Chaetodontiformes; Chaetodontidae. The coding region runs from base 233 to 1912 and encodes 559 amino acids.
ACCGCGGAGACUUGUGGGGGGAUGAAAAGUCCAAAUGCGCUCAGAGCAGACAGGAGCAGCGUAGCGGAGGAGUGCAGGGAGGACGGAGCAGACACCGGCCGGUCUGCGGACGCUGCACACAGACACACAGACAGGCAGAGACAGAGCUGCGGGGAGGACGAGCCUUCACCCCUCAGCCACACCGAGGCUUUGCUGAAAAGUUUGGCCAGCUGCCGGGGUCAGUGAAGGCAUCAUGGUCGUGUCGGUGCGGAGCUGGGUCGCCAACGAGGGAGGAAAACAUUUGGUCCUGAUGCUGUGGCUGGGAGCGAACACCUGGCUGUUCAUGAGGACCUUCCUGCUCUACUCCACCGGACAGCAGUAUCACUACCUCUACAAGAUGCUCGGGCUGGGGCUGUGCAUCAGCAGGGCAUCUGCAUCUGUGCUCAACCUGAACUGCAGCUUGGUGCUGCUACCCAUGUGUCGCUCGCUGCUAACCUUUGUCCGAGGAACGCACACGGUAUCGAGCAGGAAGACUCGCAGACUGCUGGACAAGAGCAAGACCUUUCAUGUGGCCUGUGGAGUUGCCAUCUGUAUCUUCUCCGUUGUGCACGUGUCUGCCCACCUGGUGAACGUCGUAAACUUCAGUGUAAGCUACUCAGACGACUUCCCUGAUCUCAACUUGGCUCGCUACAGAGGAGAGGACCCCAAGAUGAUCAUUUUGACCACAAUCCCAGGAGUCACCGGCGUCCUGUUAGUUCUCAUCCUCUUUCUGAUGUUCACGUCCUCCUCCCACUGCGUACGGGUGUCCAACUAUGAGAUCUUCUGGUACACACACAACCUCUUCAUUGUCUUCUACAUCAUCCUCAUGGUGCACAUGGUCGGAGGAGCUCUGAAGUACCAGACCAACAUAGAGGCCCACCCUCCUGGCUGCCUCAGAGCCAAUCAGAGCGGCUCAGAGCGGCAGGGCGAAGAACUGGAGCAGGGUGAGGAUGACGAGACGAGGUGCAGAGAGGAGGCUCACUUCCAGCCACACUACCCCCAGACGUGGCUGUGGGUGUCUGGCCCGCUCUGUCUUUACUGCGCCGAACGUUUCUACCGCUACAUCCGGAGCUGUGACCCUGUUACCAUAGUGACAGUCAUCAGGCACCCCUGCGAUGUCAUCGAGUUGCGCAUGCUGAAGAAGAACUUCAAAGCUCGUCCUGGACAGUAUAUUGUUCUUAACUGUCCAGGUGUCUCUUCAUUUGAGAACCAUCCCUUCACACUAACAAUGUGUCCCACAGAGAACAAGGAAACUUUUGGCAUCCAUCUCCGAGUCGUGGGAGACUGGACUGAGCGCUUCACACGGCUGUUACUUCCUGAGCCAAGGAUAGACUUGGAGAUCCUUCCCAUGGUGCAACAGAGGAGAUACCCCAAGCUUUACGUGGAUGGUCCCUUUGGAAGUCCAUCCGAGGAAGUGUUUAACUACGACGUCAGUCUUUGCGUUGCGGGUGGAAUAGGAGUCACGCCAUUCGCCUGCGUGCUGCAUGCUCUGCUUGACGGCUGGACGGGUUUCAGGUUGCAGAGGUUGUAUUUUGUGUGGGUCUGCAGGGAGCUCCAGUCCUUCUACUGGUUUGCUGAGCUGCUGUGUGCCGUGCAUCACAAGCUUUGGCUGGACAACAGACCGGACUACUUAAAUCUGAAACUGUACGUCAGUCAGACAGACAGCCUGCAGAGCAUGUCUGAGGAGAAGUACCGCCUACUCACCUCAAGGCUGCUGGUUGGUCGACCCAGGUGGAAGUUACUGCUCGAUGAGAUCGGGAAGGCCAAUAAGCAGAAACGGGUCGGGGUUUUCUGCUGCGGACCAAAGGGCAUCUCCAAGACUCUGCACAGACUGUGUAACUCAGCCGGAUCCUCUGGAACAACCUUUGAGUUCAACAAGGAGUCCUUCAGCUGAUCAGGCCUCAGAGCUGGCUGUACGCUGUGAGCUCAGCCUCAGUAACAAAAACUGUAACUUUGGGAUGGAUGGAUUUUUUUACAUUUAGGGGCAAAUUUGAAGUACAUUUCUGAAUAUCUGAUGGCUGAUCUUGGUUACUUGAAGUUUUGUAUAUGUCUAUGAAUCUGUAGGCAAACAAGUGAAACAAGCAAAAAGAAGAUGAAUAUUCACAGACUACAUGACUAUUUCAGAUGCCAUAUACCUACCUAUGGUCACAAAAUGCCCAGCAGGACAAGUCAUUAACAUGCAGCAUGAGGCCUUUUGCUCUCUACACACCAGCCUGACCCCCAGCUGAGGGCCGCAGGAGCUUCAGCAUCCAAUCAAAUCGACCUCUGAGAAAACCAAAGAGACCAGCUUGCUGCUCGGAUUCUCGCAGUCAUGGUGCUCUGUUUUUCUCAAGUUGCUGUUGGGUUUCAUCUUUUCUCUGACACACCCCUCUGUGGAGCGAAUUUGUUUUCUCAUGUUGGUGUCUAAUGUGAGGGGAAAAAAGGCACAGCCUGAAGAAAGGCACAGCCUUAUUAGAUAGAGGGAAUUCAUCUUUUAUUGGGGACCAGGGACCAGACAAACAAAGAAACACUUGCUGUAAAUACCAGAGAGCAACCAAACGGGCAAAUCAGCUGUGUUAACCAAGUGCUAUGACAGCCGAACUUCAUUUAACCUUCACUUGAAAACCAAACAGGCAACAAACAAGCUCUACUGACCAAAAACCGUUGGUUAUAGAGAGUGAAGUCCCCACCCACUACCACUUCAGGCUUUUGUUUCACUAGCCUUUCUUUCCAUUAUGAAUAAGUAUGGUUAUCGUCAACUGUACGGGACAUUAAAAAUUCAGUGCCUUGUCAAUUUAACUGUUUUGUUAGCAUCCAGAAGCUACAGCCUGUAGUAAUGCAGACACAAACACAAGGGAGGGUGCUCUUGAUGUACACCACCUUAAUUAUUGUUUGAAUCUGGAUUAAAAUUACAAUUAGUUCAAAUUUCACUGUCCCUUACAUUAGUGCAGAUCCACUAAUUGUAGAAUAUGCAUAGAAAAAACAUUAAAACCUUGAUAAUGUGUUUUAAGGUUUUAGAAAGACUAAUAAUAGGAAUCCUCUAUGGGAAAACAUCAUCUGGCAUUCAGUGAAAGGGGAUGGGACUUUAGCUCUCUGUAAACAGGUUAGCACUGGGUCUGCAUGUCCCACUCAUGGAAGCAGGAUUUGUAGACAGCCUGAAAGGAAAUGUCGCCUUAGUGUCCCGCCUCAGAGGAUUUACACUUCCUGUGUAUGUGCGCUGCGAGGCAGAACUAAGUAUCUGAUUCGUCUAUGAGACUGUCAUUCAUCUGAAUCUGACGGAGGGAAGAAGAGGAACCAAAACGGACACUUCAGUAUUUGUUUCCAUUUUGUUUUUUAACUAUCUGUCGCCUGUUCAUGUGUGUGUAGCAAAAAUCUGUUUUUAUGCAAAGCAAACCUUCACUACACCUCAAGCCAGUGUUUUUAGUUAGCUGUUUUUUCAAUUUAUUUAUAUUGAUAAAGUAAUUUUAUGUUAUGUGAAAACUUCUGCAGGGCUUUUGGCAAUUUCACCACAAAGUAUCUUGUUAUUUUUUACAUUUCUUCAGAAAGUAGAAAUUUGCAUACAGAUGGAAUUUGAUGCUACAUUUUUAGUAGUUUGUUUUAGAGUCAGCAAUUAUUUUGAGAAAAAUGCCAAAACUGGAAACAGCAGCUGUCAACAUCUUGAUAUUUCUGAUUUUGUGACUGAAACAAUUGUAUUCUCUCAAAUUGUAAUUAACUACCAUUCAUUUAGCAUUUGAAAUUUAAAUCUAUUUAAAUAUUGUAUUUCUAUUUCUGUAGUCUAUUUAGGAUUGCCAUCUUUUUUAAGAACAAAACACAGUCUGAAAUAAAGACAUUUUCUAUUUAUUUCACCUUGAUUACUUGCACGUAGUAAGUGGGAAAAUAUUUCUGAUCCUUGCACAAUUUGCGAUAUCAUUAUAAAUAUAUACAAUUAUUCAUAGUCAACAUCAUACGCUUGAGAAACACUGUUAGUUUUUAUCAAGUGUUCAGUGGCAUUAAUUAGACAUUCAUUAAAAUAUGUCUAAACUGUGUAAAGUUGAUUAUUAUUCAAAUUAACCAUAAAAUAUGAACUUGAUGUUUAACAAUCAAAAACAACUACAUCAGUGAUAGCUUGAAGCUGCCGUUAAUUUAAGAAUUGCUUCUCAUUAGGCAAAAUGACAGCACAACUUAUUAAGGCAAGCACUGUAGGCUGUGGCUUGCUAAAGACUUCUGUUACCGUAUAUGUAAAAUGCAUUAUUUCCUGGCAUGAUUAUCUCAGGGUAAAUGCAUUUAAACUGCAUUCCUGCAAUAUCCAACACAAUGGAAAUAAAUCACAGAGAAAUAUGUUUGUUUGUU